AUGUACAAAUUUGUUCCCGAUAGUGUUGGUGGCGUUGGAUCGAGACGUAAGCUUUCCCAUAAGACAUGCGACUCCUGUAAGAAGCGCCACAGACGAUGUCUUCAUAACCGAGGAAGCCCUCAGGCUACUAGUCAGAGUGACAAACCGCCAUCUAUAACUGCACCCAACUCUGGGGAAUCCUCUACAUUUAUCGAAGCUGUUGGUGAUGACCAAGUGACAAAUUCCGACGAUAAUUACUCUGCAUCCCAAAGAACACCAAGAAUUUCAGAAACUCGAAUUCCUCUCAAUGAGCGACUGUUCGACAGUAGUGCUGCUCGAUUCGUUGGAAAUCUUAGCUUGGAGGCAUCGUUUUUUGCAACUGGAAAUCAAACCUCGGAGAACGAUGGCCAACGUACCAACAUUGGCGUGUGGCUUGUUGCUCGCCCAUCUACAUUGGAGCAGCAGCAAGAUGCGAUAGCCAAUGUUGACGAGCAGCAUAUUCCGAUAUUUCCUUCUUUAUCAAACCGCUUUCACAUCCAAUCAAUCUUCCCUCAUAUCCAAACGGAAGGGAUGCCCGGCCUCCCUCCAGAGAACGAGUUUAACCUCAUGUUAAACCUCUAUUACUCUAAGUUUGAUCCCAUAUUUCCCAUCAUUCACGAUGAGAAUUUUGAAACUCUUGAGGAUGUUGAAGCUUCAGCACUCAAGCAAUGCAUUUGUCUCAUAGUAUCGCUUGACCCCUCCAUGAGAUCUCAUCUCAAGCUUGCUCACAUCGAAGGCGCCAUCAACCAAACGGAGUUUCGCUCUCACAUUGCGGGAAUCUUGAGGUCGAUUUUGCACGCUGGUAUUAUCCAUAAUAAAUUGGUACUACUCCAGAUAACAGCUCUGUUGGCCUUUUUUGUCAAUGGGCCCAGUUCUAGUGAGAUCUCUUCCCACUAUUGCGCACAGGCUGUGGAGAUUGCCCAGACCCUUGGACUCCAUGUCUCAUAUCCGAACGAAAGCGAAAGCCUAGAAAAAUCGCAUCGCUUGUUCUGGUGUAUUUGGGCUCUUGAUAGACUUAAUGCAGCAACGAACGGUCGUCCAAUCCUAAUUCACGAGCAAGACAUUGGUGAACAACUCCUUCGUUUUGUUCCCGAACACCUUCCAGCUUUCAGGCUCUUUCUUCACAUCUGCAAGCUCCUUGAUGAAGUAAUAUCUCAGUAUCGGCCUCGACCGAGCCCCAGUAUUAAUAUUCCGAGGCAAAUUAUACCUGACUUUGAAAGCCUUGUUUGCGAGGCGGUGGCAACUGAGGUGGAUACUCCACUUAUCGCAUCAUUGGAGAUUUUUUACCUAGCCAUUCGGAUUUUGGGAUGUCGGCCUCAACCCGAAUCAGAUGGACCCAACCGACUUCCAAGCUCAGAUGCUCAGUCAUCUGCCGCAGCUAGUAUCCUUUCAGUCGCUUCGGGUGAUCUCAAACUUUCAAUCACUUACUGGGUGACUUUGCCUUAUGCCAUUUCACUGGCAACUUCAGUUGGGUAUCAGACUCUUAGGAACAGCAAACUCUCUCACACGCGAAAGCGGGCGUAUCUUCAAUUCCAACAGGGUCGGUGUCUUCUGGAUGGACUAAGUGAUAUUUUUGUUUCUGCUCGCAUGAUGGCCCGGUUAGCUCAAAACACCCUCAAAGAAGCUAGCAAAUCUAGAGGUCACACCUCAAGACACCCGGAGGAGAAUGCCCAGUCAAUUCAGGACACACAAUCCAGUCUCUUCGCAGAAACAGCGUCCCAUUUUCCGGGUUACCAGUCGAGUCCGAAUCCUUUUGACUCUGCGACUAUGCCGUCAAAUCAUCUUGAUGGCAUAAAUGGGGGAAAUGACGAGAAUCUCGGGCUUUUUGAUGAUUUAACUCCAUCGAUUAUCAAUGAGCUUUUCAGCGGGAUUGAUGGUAGUAUCGACCUCAGCAGAGUUGAUACUCUUUUCUCCGCCAAUCUCAAUCCGACUAUGCCCCUCAUACAGUCAGAUUGGAUGGACAUCUGA
This is a messenger RNA of Penicillium malachiteum, 1986 nucleotides long. Its product is annotated as fungal specific transcription factor domain-containing protein. Lineage: Eukaryota; Fungi; Ascomycota; Eurotiomycetes; Eurotiales; Aspergillaceae. The transcript is spliced from 3 exons. The coding region runs from base 1 to 1986 and encodes 661 amino acids. Gene Ontology annotation, molecular function: zinc ion binding; DNA binding. Gene Ontology annotation, biological process: DNA-templated transcription. The record is from RefSeq and is a predicted model, not a curated record.